AUGAAAAACCGGUUUAUGAAAUAUGAAGAAACUGUAAGACAAUUUCAAGUUGAAUCAUCAAACAAAUCUCUUCAAUUAAUGCAAUCCAUACGUACACAAAUGAUCACUCUGAAAUACAAAAGUUUUGAUACUGAAAGUUCUGCAUGGAUUAAUGCGUUAAGUCGUUUAAAUUUUAUUAGCUAUGAGCUAUUUCAUGGUUAUAGGAAGACAUUAGCGCUACGGGAAUCGGCCAAAAAAAUGCUUCCUUUGGAAGGAAUCUUACAGAAAAAGACUGAAGCAGAUGAAAUUCAUCGAUCAUAA
Messenger RNA from Loa loa (African eye worm), 300 nucleotides. RefSeq lists its product as hypothetical. The record is from RefSeq and is a predicted model, not a curated record. The coding region runs from base 1 to 300 and encodes 99 amino acids. The transcript is spliced from 4 exons. NCBI's taxonomy places the organism in Eukaryota, Metazoa, Nematoda, Chromadorea, Rhabditida, Onchocercidae.